Molecule: messenger RNA, 1457 nt
Organism: Rhodofomes roseus
Lineage: Eukaryota; Fungi; Basidiomycota; Agaricomycetes; Polyporales; Fomitopsidaceae
Exons: 7
Coding region: 183-1427 (414 amino acids)
Source: RefSeq, a predicted model, not a curated record
UCGGGCAGGGAUCUCAUGCGAUCGCCCUUCUCGGCGAAUGCUCGGCCGGCGAUCGUCCGCUCUCUCCCCGCACCCACUCACUGUCGACUCUUGGUCCGAGGUCGACUCCUGGGUAUCUAUCACCGCUCUUGAAUAUUCAUAUCAAGUCCUCGUUGUACUCGUUGUACAGAGCAGAACAAGGCAUGUCCGACGCGCAGGACACUAUCCUCGAGAGCGAACCCACGGCUGCUAUCCCAGCACCGCCGUUGCCUCCCGAUCUGCUCUUGGUCAUAUUCAUCCAUGGUUUCAAGGGAACGGACAGCACAUUCGUUCAGUUCCCACAGAGGUUGCAACAUAUCCUCUCCGAGACUAUCCCCAACACAGUUGUGGAAUGUAUUGUAUUCCCAGCGUACGAGACGAAAGGAGACCUGAACGAAGCUAUCGUCCGAUUUGCCGACUGGUUGACCAACCUAACCGUACAAAGAGAGGUUGCUAAUGGAUCAGGGGGUGGUGCAGGUAAAGCUAGGAUAGUACUUUGUGGACACAGUAUGGGUGGUCUACUCGCUGCGGACGCUCUCCUUGAGUUCGUCCAAACUCGUCCAGACAGCACAGCACCACUCUGGCCAAAUAUCGUCGCAUGCAUAGCCUUCGACACACCCUACCUCGGUCUGCACCCGUAUGUCUUCAAGAACAGCGCGACUCAAGCCGCCUCCUACGUCCAGUCCGCCCGCUCAGCAUUCUCCGCAUUCCAAUCCUUCACCUCCAAGUCCACCACGGCCACGACCACCGCCUCUGCGCCCAAGGCGGCCAUCACCGCGCCACCGAUGGCCGCUCAGACGUCCGCUGGUGCCUGGCAGAAAUGGGCCCCUGCGGCGUACGCGGUCGGCGGCGCACUUGUUGCCGGGGCGGCAGCGGGCACUGCGUACUGGAAGCGCGAUGACAUCGGGGUCGGUUACAAGUGGACGGCGGACCAUAUGAAGUACGUGGGGACGUUGUGGGACGAGGGGAGGCUGCACAAGAGGCUGGAACGGUUGUUGGCGAUCGAGAGAGACAUGGGGGUACUCUUCCGAACGUUAUACACCUUCAUUCCUGCAGAUCCCCCGACUCAGCCUGAGCCACGGAUGUUCAUCGUGCUCCCUAAGCGCGGUACCACGCUUGCGGAGCAUUUCUUGGAGGCGCCAAACACGCUCGCGCAGGACGAGGUGCAGGCCCACACGGGCAUGUUCGGCAGCAAGACCAACGAUGGGUACUACGAGCUCGGGCUGGUGACUGCUCAGUUUGUAAGAGACGCUGUCGCUGCCAGCAAGGAGUCUGCUGGUGAUACGGGCAAUGAAGGAACAACGGCAGCGACAGCGGAUGAGGUUAGGAUGGGGCACCCUGGCGAUAGUAGUGCUCAUCCACAGACGUCACCCCAGCCUGCUCAUACAGAAGAGGACCUUAUGUUGUGACACCCGUUCCCGGAGUAGUGCCGCUCUCGU